AUAAACAGCAGACACACUCACUCCAGCACCUCACAGACAAGUCCUCGUCAAACAGGUGUGAGUUCCAGUGGAUAGUCAUUGUUGUGACACAGCUUCGCCAUGUUCAGAUUAAGCAGCUUCAUCGUCACUCUUCUGGUGGCCUCAGUGUUGCCGCACUGCUCUUACGGCAUCCUGGAGGAUGAGCUGACGGCGGCGCUGAGGGAGUUCCUGGCUCCCUACGACCCGUACACCAUCAACAACCUCACUGACGUGCCUGUUGUUACCGACCACAGCGAUGUCCUGCUCAACGCUAACGUGAUCCCCGUGACGGGCUUCGGGGAGAUUGUGGUCACCUUCUUCGAACCUCCAAUUCCCCUCAUCUCUAACGAGGUGAGGAUUGAGACGACCAGUGACUGGACCUGGCACACCGACGACUACACCAUCGUUGGAACCUUCAACGGAGGGGAAGUCGCAUACGCCGGUAAAGCCGACUUGUUCCUUGAAGGCUUCGCGAUCAACGUUGACUUUACCUCUGAUACCUACUCCUUGGACCCCUUGUCUGUGUGCGUCGACCCCGGCUCCCUGGUCAUUGACCUCACCGUACGCUCUGUCGACGCAGAGUUUGAGGGCGCCGAUGAUAUCAACCAAGACAUCGAUGCCAAUCCUGGACUCUUCGUAGAUAUGGCCGAGGCAUAUUUCAACUCAAUCUCUGAGGAGAUCGAGGGGAUCGUCAACGGCCUCCUCUGUGUCUAAGUGCCUCACACCGGCAGCAAGAAGGAGGAUAGUCGCACUUUCUACAACUGUAAACAUUAUAUAACUUUAGUGUUUUGCUUCGUAACUCACUUGCUGUCUGUUUCAAGUCUUACCAACAUCUUCAGACUUUGACUUUCUAAUGGUAAUGCAUAGAUUGUUUGGCUCAACUAUACAGCACAAUUUGUCAUUAAAAUAUCAUAAUUCGUCAACGUCAGUGAAGAGGAAAUGAGUCAGGAAGUCGGUUAGGUCUUGGUGAUGACGUCAUAGACCGAUGACGUCACUACCAAAGAGUUCUCAAGUGCUGAUCAAUAAUGAUGCUUAAAGCUAAAAUUUCAGAGGUUUUCACAUUUGUCAAUAAAGCGAAAAUUUGCAUUACUUAAAAUAAACAUAAAUAAAUUUU
Molecule: messenger RNA, 1132 nt
Organism: Procambarus clarkii (red swamp crayfish)
Lineage: Eukaryota; Metazoa; Arthropoda; Malacostraca; Decapoda; Cambaridae
Source: RefSeq, a predicted model, not a curated record